AUGCACCAAUCUGCUAAGUCUUCCACCACCUCCUCCUCAUCAUCAUCAUCGAGUAAAUCCAAAAAGGGUUCACCAGCUUUGAUUCCAGAUAAGUUCCAGAAAUUUCCUUUGAUUUCCAAGACCCAAGUAUCCCAUAACUCUGCUAUCUACAGAUUUGGUUUGCCAAACCCAACUGAUACAUUGAACUUGCCUAUUGGACAACACAUUUCUAUUGGAACCAUUAUUGACGGUAAGGAAGUUGUUCGUUCAUAUACGCCAAUUUCUUUGGGUGACCAACAGGGACAUUUCGACUUGUUGAUCAAGACAUAUGAAAAUGGAAACAUUUCAAGACACGUUGCUGAAAAGCAAGUUGGUGAUUUCGUCGAGAUUAGAGGUCCAAAAGGGUUCUUUACUUAUACUCCAAACAUGAAGAAAUCAUUGGGUUUGAUUGCUGGAGGUACUGGUAUUGCACCAAUGUAUCAAAUCAUUACUGCUAUUAUGAACAACCCUGAAGACAAGACCAAAGUUCACUUGUUGUAUGCCAAUGUCACUGAGAAUGAUAUCUUGUUAAGAGACGAAUUGGAACAGUAUGCUAAGGAACAUCCAGAUAGAUUGAAGAUCCACCAUGUAUUAAACGAGGCACCAGAAGGCUGGCAACACCUGACCGGGUUUGUCACUCCUGAGUUGAUUGACAAACACUUGCCAAAGCCAAGUGCUGACACCAACUUGUUAUUGUGCGGCCCACCACCUAUGAUCAGUGCAAUGAAGAAAGCCGCAGUCAGUUUGGGCUUUGACAAGGCUAAGCCAGUAAGUAAAUUGGGUGACCAAGUCUUUGUUUUUUAA
Messenger RNA from Lodderomyces elongisporus, 822 nucleotides. RefSeq names its product Cbr1p (gene CBR1). NCBI's taxonomy places the organism in Eukaryota, Fungi, Ascomycota, Pichiomycetes, Serinales, Debaryomycetaceae. The record is from RefSeq and is a predicted model, not a curated record. Gene Ontology annotation, cellular component: endoplasmic reticulum; plasma membrane. The transcript is spliced from 2 exons. Gene Ontology annotation, molecular function: oxidoreductase activity. The coding region runs from base 1 to 822 and encodes 273 amino acids.